Molecule: messenger RNA, 2110 nt
Organism: Candoia aspera
Lineage: Eukaryota; Metazoa; Chordata; Lepidosauria; Squamata; Candoiidae
Gene: TNFRSF10B
Product: TNF receptor superfamily member 10b
Exons: 9
Coding region: 1-1566 (521 amino acids)
Biological process (GO): signal transduction
Molecular function (GO): protein binding
Source: RefSeq, a predicted model, not a curated record
AUGCGAGCCCAGCGCCUUCUAACGCUGUGCCUCGUUGCCUGCCUGCUGGUGAGUGCGAGGCUUUCUCCGGGCGCCGCUGCUCCGGCGCAAAUGCUGCUCCCGAGCAGCGCCGGCGCCGCGGACUUGCCUACGGGAGAUUAUUCCCCCACCCGCGAAAGAGUUCGUUUCCGCCGCUUGACCCCGCGGGUCUCCCUGCCGCCGGGUGCCGGGGGGACCUCAGGCAAGGAGGUGGUGGUCGAGCUGAUCGCCCUGCGUGGAAGACCCUCGCCUCGCUUCGCCUGCGAACAAGUCCGGGCAAGUGCCUUACUCUAUAGAGGCCCGGCGCGCUUGCUGGAGACGCGUGCGCUUACGAUGCUUGAAGUUUCUAAUCGGCGUGAAGCCAUAAUGGCAAGACUUCCUCAAAUGCCAGAUCCAGAGGUCACUGCCCCGAUGGUACCAGACGAUGAGACCAAGGAGUUCUAUAUUCCUUAUGGGAAUAAUGAAAAACAUAAGUGCAAGAAAUGCCCUGCAGUUACUUCCUACAUUUUCUGCUUUCUUCCAGGUUCUUAUGUCCUUGAGCCCUGUAAAGUCCCCAGAACUGAAGGGAUUUGCCAACCCUGUGAAAACGGCACAUUUGCCAACAACUUGAAUUCAUUUGACAGAUGCUUUUUUUGUCAAGUCUGCAGGACUUUAGAUGAGGUAGAAAUAAAGAAGUGUACUGCAACCACAGAUACUGAAUGUGCCUGCAAAAAUGGUACCUUCUGCUCUCCCAGCGAGCCAUGUGAAACUUGCCAUAGAUGUAUGCAAAGCUGCCAUCCUGGAGAAAAAAAGGUGCAGGACUGCACGCCUACAAGUGACAUCCAGUGUCUUCCUGCUGCAACCCCAUCACCUCCAACAGGUAGACCAAUAUCAUGUGGAUGUGAGAGGCAGUAUGUUUUCUGCUAUGGUGCUAUUCCUAAGAUGAAUUUUCAUACAGAACAAGAAGGAACUGUAACAACACGUUGCUGUGAUGAGGGAUGGGAUACUUGCUUGCAAAAGUCUCUGGAGCCCCAAGAAAUAGAGCUUCCCAUUUAUAAGGACGAGCUACUAAGUUACGCCACACUUGAUUCUGGAAAAGUCCUUCAGAGUGCCCCAAAGCUUUCCCAUAGCAACCAUCACCUUGAGCAUUUGUUUUGUUUUCUUCAGGACAUGAGAGCCAGCACUGAGGACCAUCAUACCCUCUCUUCUUCCUCCUCCUCCUCCUCCUGUAGAACCUUUUGCAUUCAUCUCACUCAUAAUGUAUCAUCUUCCUUUCCAGCUCUGAGUCGAUCUUUUGACAUCUUCAUUAGAGAGGUGCCUUUGAAGGAAUGGAAGAGAUUCAUGAGGACCCUCAACUUGACUGUUAAUGAAAUUACUUCUGCGGAAAUGUCUGGAAGAUAUGUGAAUGAACAGUGUCAUGAAAUGCUCCGGACCUGGCUGGACAAGAGAGGGCAGGCAGCAUCCGUGAAUGUUCUUCUGAAGGAGCUCUGUGGCAUGGACCUCAGGGGCAUUGUGGAAAAAGUCAAAUCAGCCCUCAUCGCUGAAGGUUUAUAUGUCUAUGAAGAGUGAGUUCUUAGCCAGAUGGCCCCUUCCAGAACUCACUUGUGAAACGUCUUGAAACCAGUGUUUGCCCACCUGGCAGAGUGGGAAGGAGAAGAUGUUGAAUUACCAGUUUCUUCUUACCAAGCCAUAUAUUGUUUACAUUUCAAAAUGACAAAAACCAGCAGGUGGCCUUCUGUGCACCGCCUUUCCAGUGCUGGCAGCUGGGGCUGAGCUGCACAUUAGACCCAAAGCCAAAAGGUCCUUUCAGAGCAGAUGUGGGUGUGCCAGCCACAAUCGUUGGCAUGUCCUUACAGAAAUGGUGUCUCUUCCUAGGCUUUGCAUGGCAGCCAUUCGAUCCCAGGAAAAUACACUCUUGCAUUUGAAGGCUGUUCCAGUCUUUUCUGUACAGACAAUAUUCUCUCUAGUGAAAAGAUUUUUUUUCCCAUGAAUAUUAUUUCAGUGCCAAACUUUUCCAGUUAAUGGUAUGAAUUUUUUUUUUUUUUAAAUGAUUUGUCUUAGGUAAAUUUUGAUAAGCUGAAAGGUGCCUUUUGGAUUUGAGGUGGACAAAGGA